This is a messenger RNA of Esox lucius (northern pike), 5164 nucleotides long. It is a transcript of the gene slc6a16a, whose product is annotated as solute carrier family 6 member 16a. The record is from RefSeq and is a predicted model, not a curated record. Gene Ontology annotation, cellular component: membrane. NCBI's taxonomy places the organism in Eukaryota, Metazoa, Chordata, Actinopteri, Esociformes, Esocidae. Gene Ontology annotation, biological process: sodium ion transmembrane transport. The transcript has 13 exons. The coding region runs from base 159 to 2270 and encodes 703 amino acids.
CUAAAAAUAUACAGAUAGAAGAUUAAGACCCUAUGUCACAAAGGUUUAAUAACACUGUCAACUGAAAGAAGACCUCUCCUUAAAGGUGAUUCCUGGAGUAACGGGAGAGAAGAAACGAGAGCACGAAGUCAAGGACUACCCCAAGUACUGCGCGCGAGAUGGAGAAGCCUCCGUUGCCUAGCGACGAGGCCGACACCGGGAUCGGAGAGAGCCGCUCGGUAACCGAGCUCCUGGACUUGGGCGAUCCCGGGACCUCCGGCGAGGCGGCGAACGACCGCCCGGCGUGGGACAGCAAGCUGCAGUAUGUUCUGGCCCAGGUGGGCUUCAGCGUGGGCCUGGGGAACGUGUGGAGGUUCCCCUACCUGUGCCACCAGAACGGGGGAGGAGCGUUCAUGGUUCUCUAUGUGGUGCUGUUGUUGCUGGUCGGGGUCCCCCUGUUCUUCAUGGAGCUGGCAGCAGGCCAGUGCAUCCGUCAGGGAAGCAUCGGCGUGUGGAAGCACAUCUCUCCCAAGCUGGUUGGCGUAGGCUUCUCCAGCUGCAUGGUGUGUUUCUUCGUGGCUUUGUACUACAAUGUUAUCAUCGCAUGGAGUCUCUUCUACUUGGGGAACUCCUUCCAGUCCCCUCUGCCCUGGGAACAUUGUCCCAUCAACAUGACCCCCAAUACUACAGUAAAGGAAUGUUCGGAUAGCUCGCCCACCUCGUACUUCUGGUUCCGAAAGGCUCUGGACAUCACAGACUCCAUCGAUGAAUCUGGCGAGUUUAACCCCAUCAUGACUGGCUGUCUGCUGGCUGCCUGGACCAUCGUCUGUCUAGCGAUGAUCAAAGGCAUCAAGUCCUCUGCCAAGGUGAUGUACUUCUCUUCAGUCUUCCCGUACGUGGUGCUCUUCAUUUUCCUCAUCCGAGGAUUGAUGCUGGAUGGAGCUUUAGAGGGAAUCGCCUACAUGUUCUACCCGAAAAUAGAGAUCUGGGGAGAGGUCCAGGUGUGGCGGCAGGCGGCCACGCAGGUGUUCUUUGCCCUCGGCCUGGGCUACGGCUCGGUGAUCGCCUACUCCUCAUACAACCCCUACCACAACAACUGCCACCGCGACGCGCUCAUGGUCUCCUGCAUCAACUUCAUGACGUCCGUGCUCGCCACCCUUGUCGUCUUCGUCGUGCUGGGCUUCCGGGCCAAGACCAUCGCCCUGAACUGCGUCACACAAAACCUUGGCCUUUUAAAUGACAUGGCCUCACAUGGAAGCGCCAAUCACUGGUGGCCCUGGUUCAAUAUGUCCGACCCGGCCUCGGUCACCAUACCUGAAUACAGGGAGUGGUUUCGUCACUACGGCUCCCAGGUGGCACCAAACAUCACCGACUGCGACUUGGACAAAGAGAUGAGCAAGGGAGUGGAAGGCACGGGCCUGGCCUUCAUCGCCUUCACAGAGGCCAUGGCCCUGUUCCCCGCCAGCCCCUUCUGGUCCACGCUCUUCUUCCUCAUGUUGCUGAACCUGGGAAUGAGCACCAUGUUUGGAACCAUGCAGGGAAUCCUCACACCCCUCAUGGACAACUUCAGCCUGCUGGGACGCCACAGGACCGUGCUGACUGUGUGCAGCUGCGCUCUGGGCUUCGUCAUCGGCCUUCUGUUUACCCAGCGCUCGGGGAACUACUUUGUGACGAUGUUCGACGACUACUCUGCCACCCUGCCCCUGAUCAUCGUGGUGGUGUUUGAAACAUUCGCUGUUGCCUGGGUGUACGGAGCUGAUCGCUUCUUGGAUGACAUCGAGAUCAUGCUGAAAUGGCGCCCCCCGGUGAUUUAUAAGUACCUGUGGAAGUACUUGUGUCUGUUCGCCAUGGUGGGGCUGCUGCUGGCCAGUCUCCUGAGAAUGGCCUUCAAGCGACCAACCUACACCGCUUGGAAUCACACCACGGCCUCUGAGACCACACUGGAGUAUCCUGGCUGGGCCCUGGUCCUAUUGGCCACGUUAAUCCUGGCUGCCACCCUCCCCGUUCCUGUCGGCUUCCUCCACUCCUGGCUGAAGAACCGCGGAACGGGACCCGACAUGGAUCCCGGGGUCGAGCUCAGUUGCCAGGAGAUGCGACGAGACAGUUACAGGAAGUACAACAACAGCGUGGACUCCAACCUGGACGCCAGCACUCGGCGAGCCCAGUCGGAGGAGGAGGAGGAGGUCGGCCGCCGACCCAGGGCCAGCUUCCUGCCACUGGGUGUGGACCAUUACAGGCCCCUCCCCCAACAGGAAGACUUGGAAGAGGAGGAGGAAGAGGAUGCGAUGUGAGGGAGAGUGACAAGGCCCGUCUUGCUUUAGAGAGAGAUUGCACUCCUCUUACAACCAGCACUUUUAAUUAAUAAUGAUCGUGAAAAGAUUGUUCAUUGUCCAUAUGAACGUUCAUCCACAUUGCCAAAGAAACAUUACCACAACAGCGUUCUGUGUAUAAUGCACAAUAGUGACCUAUUAUGAGGGGCCUAUCAUUGUGAUGCUGUGUAUCGCAACAGGUGCCUUGCGUUUUAAGUGUUGUAGAAACGGACCCAUGGUCCUCAUCGUUGAACUGUGAUGACCGUUUCAAAUUCCCAUGGGUAAAAGAUUGUAUUCGUAGUGUAACUUUAAAGCCUCUCAAAAGACACUAAUGCAAGUCAGUGGCUAAUUAUUAAGAAAGUGUACCUGUUCUCCAACUCAUACAUGUUGCGUAACAAUACUCCUAAAAGACAAUUUAAGGUUUUAAUGCACAGAACUACUUCACCUAUCCAUGUUGAUAUAAUCUGAUAUGCUGCUUUUCUGAAGUAAAAGGAUGCUAAAGUCAGUUCCUAAGGAGAGCAAUUAGGGGCAACAAUCGAAACUUCACACAGUGGUACUGCGCCCCAUAACACACUUUGCUCUUCAAGUAACCCUAAAUGGUGCUACUGGGCAGGGGUGUACUCCUAGCUUGGUGUAAUACCAAAGUAUGUAAUACCAGGAAACUUAAAGGGGCAAUGUGGAGUUAAUACAUCAAUUCCUGAACCUCUAAUGGAAUUUUUAUUUACUAAUUGACUAUUGAAUAUAACAGUAUAAAUGCAGUAUGAGCUUAGUUUAACUGUUGUACCCUAAAUGUCUGCUUCUUUUCCUUGUUGAUUUCAUGUCAACAAAUCUGUAAACAAACACCAUAGUCUACAGCCUCAAACAAUGGUUGAAACUAUAAUGUACAUAUUAUGGAUGGUCGGCCCUUGCACCUAUAGCUCGGUCUAUAAAUAUUUGAGUGGUUAUAUUUCUCCAGCCCCAUCCCUCAGCUUUUUACAGAAACUGUAGCCAGGAGAACCCUUUGUUAUUGCUACAACUGCUGAUUGCUGCUUUAACAGUCACGUUGUUUUCCCUCCAGAUUGUGGUUGUUGCCACUGACCCGGCUUGAAUGUCAGUCUGUCAGAUGGCACACAAGGAGGCAGGUCGGGCAACAGUUCCAAUGUGCUAGGUGUCUAAUAAUAACUUCUGGGCAUAUUGAAUCUCCAUUUCGUAAGAAAGGUUUGCUUGGAACUGGAUUGGAUACCUUCUUUCUAAAAGGGCUGCAACUUUACUUCCUCUAAUCUAGAUACCGGGACAUCGUGCUCAGGGUUUCACUUCCGAAAAGUGGAGUACCUUAAAAUGAUUGUUCUGAUCUGAAUGGUACUGUGCUGGCUCUAAAAUGUCCAACUCCACUUAUCCUUUCCAACACAGUUCCAAGCCACAUAUUUGGUGAAUGAGGAACUGGGCCAGUUCAGGACUCAAGUUGGUUUGGCUCGGUAGAGUUAAAAGGACUUUAAUCUUUGCCUUAUAACAACAGACUGAUUUGUCCUUGGGAAACCAGGUGUGCACUUAAGUAGCUACAAGGCGGAAACAACGACCCAGGAGGACUGUGGAUGUCAUAGGCCCAAGUCAUCGAUGCACCCUGGACCAAGACUAUCAGCUGGUUCUGUAAUUCUCAGGAUUUAGUUUACCCAAAUCGGCUUGCAUGGCUAACUGAUCCUGCCUUGGUUAGAUCGCCACCUGACCCUGCCUAUUCAUGUAAAUAGAUAAAAACAUGGAUUUCUGCAGGACUUUUACACAAUAUAUAGAAAAUAAAGAAAACUGGAUUUUCCUUUUUUGCCAGUUACCUGUAAAGGCGAGGCUUGUAGCUGCAGUGGAAUCUGCACAACAGAUAGAAGCCACCACUGUCAAAACAGGGCCACAGAGUUCUCAUGUUUGAGCCUGACCGUGUAGACUAACAGCAGGACCAGCUAGCUAGCAUGUCAAAUAUGUAAGAAAUUAAUAGAUUUUUCAUCUGUCUGAAAUUACCUUUAGUGUAUAGAUAUCAUAAGGAAAUAACUGCUUUAACAAAUGUACACAGUCCUUUCCACAAUAUAUUUACGAGAAAGGGUAUGCGAACAUGAAAAUUCUAGGUGUGUAAUUACAUCUUUGUGUUAAUUGUUGCUAUGGUAUAUACAAAUGCAAGACCUAUUAUAAGGUGAGCUGUCACGUGGGGCCAUAAACAUUAGUGUUGAUGAUCAGAGUUCCUCAGUCAAAAACACUCUAGAUUAAAAUGGAUGGAGAAAGCACUCAAAUUUUGGGUCAACUUAAAUUGCAUUUAGAGAAGCAGUUCAGUUGUGAUGUUCUGCUCAGGUUUAAGUAAAAGACGAUGACAUUUUUAAAAUAGAAAUUCUGGUCAAAAUACAAUUUUAGUGAAUAAAUAUAGGCUGCUUAUGACCUGAGGUGGAUGUAAGGCAGCAGAUUGCCUAGUGGUAAGAGCAUUAGACCUGUUACCAAAAGGCUUCUGGUUUGAGUACCCAAGGUGAAAAUAUAUUGUGCCCUUGAGCAAGGCACUUAACCCUUACUGCAGCUAUAAGUCAAUCUACGUAGGCUUGCUAAAUGACUAAAUAAAAUCCUGCCGAGUGCGAGGGCACAUCGGAAUCUAGAAUAUCAUGGCAGCUGUGUUUAUUUUUGUCUUGUUAAAAAACCUCCAGAGACAUUUGCACAGAGUAACAGGUCAAUGUAUGUCAAGGUACACUACUGUUCAAAAGGUUGGGGUCGCUUAAAAAUGUCCUUGUUUUUUAAAGAAAAGCCAAUUUUCCAAGAUGCUAGCCUUCUAGGCGGAGUUUUUCCUCUGUUCAGUUUCUUUUGCCCAUCUUAAUUUCUUUCUUUUUAUUGGCCAGUCUGAGAUAUGGCUUUUUCAUUGCAACUCUUUUUCA